AUGCGUUCAUUCGUCACCUUACCUCUGUGUCUAGGCGCCGUUGCUGCUUCAAAUCUCCGUACUGUCUACCAGUUCGCCUCCAACGAUACCUGGUUAGAGAACCUGGCCAUACGAUCCAAUGGUAACAUCCUGGCCACUGAGAUUGGUCCUCCAGCCAACCUCCUGUCCUUUGAUCCCCGCGAAAAGCAUCCUCAGAAGAAAUUGAUUAAAGAGUUCACCUCCGUGCUGGGUCUCUCCGGUAUCACCGAAGGCGCCCACGAUGUUUUCUACGUAACUGGGGCUAAUACGACAUCCGACAAUAUCAGCGAUCCACCCAAGAAUGCAACUCACAUUUGGGAGGUCAAUUUCAACGAACACGGCAACAGUCCGAAAAUAAAGCUCCUGUGUCGCCCUACGGCGCCUACUGGAUUCAAUGGCUUGGCCACAUUCAACGAGACCAUCUUGCUCGCUAGCGCCUCCUACCAAGAUGCCAUCUUCGCGGUUGACACCAGCACUGGUCGUACCUGGGAAGCCAUCAAACAGGAGAGCCUGAUGUCAUCCAUUAAUGGAAUCAAGGUGUCAGAUGGCUUCGUCUACUGGACUGCCAACAGCGCUUUGUAUCGCGCAGAGCUAUACCCCAACGUCACUGCUGGCACGGGACAGCUGAUCUUCCAGGGCAGCGCGUUCGACGAUUUUGUCAUUGCUCCCAGUGGUUUCGCCCUCAAUUCUACUUACGAUUCCAACUACAAUUUUGCCUACCUGACCACCUCGGCUGGAAACACGAUCGAGCAGGUUAUAUUUACCCGUAAUGGCACUGCCAUUGGUGGCGAGACCGUUGCUGGGUCUGAGGACUCGACGGAAGUUGCUGAGCCUACGGGUGUUUUCUUCGGAAGGGGGGAUGAUCAAUUGAAUAGAAUCUAUGUCACCACCGGUGGUGGUAGUGGUGUCAACGUCGAUGUGAAUGGUACUGAGACUGCAGUUGGUGCACAGGUGCUGGAGAUACAGCUGAGUUAG
This is a messenger RNA of Penicillium expansum, 993 nucleotides long. RefSeq lists its product as uncharacterized. The transcript has a single exon. Bases 1 to 993 code for a protein of 330 amino acids. The record is from RefSeq and is a predicted model, not a curated record. NCBI's taxonomy places the organism in Eukaryota, Fungi, Ascomycota, Eurotiomycetes, Eurotiales, Aspergillaceae.